Molecule: messenger RNA, 1364 nt
Organism: Eruca vesicaria subsp. sativa (arugula)
Lineage: Eukaryota; Viridiplantae; Streptophyta; Magnoliopsida; Brassicales; Brassicaceae
Source: the annotation of a GenBank genome assembly
UCUUUAGCUUUUAAGACAUGGAGGAGAUAGAAGGAACCAACAGAGCAGCUGUUGAGAGUUGUCAUAGAGUUCUUAACCUCUUAUCUAGACCACCACAUCACCAACAAGACCAUGGGAGUUUAGUGUCUGAAACUAGAGAAGCUGUUUCUAGGUUCAAGAGAGUUGGGAGUCUGUUGAGUAAAAGUGUUGGUCAUGCUAAGUUUAGAAGAGGAGCCAAUAAGAAACCUCUGUCCCAACAUUUGUCUCAAACCAUCUUCCUUGACCCUUGUCUCCAAAGAACUCAGCUUCCAGAAUCAUCUCAGAAAGCACCGGUUCUCCGGUCUGGUUUGAGCUUGAGACCAACUGAUUCUCUCACUUUAGGGACCCGGUCUUUCAGUUUAAAAGCUCCUCUCCUUCAGCUUAACCACCAGGCAGUGCCUACCUCGAACUAUCAGCAGCAGUUACACGAAAGGUUGCAAGCUCACCAUCUACAUCAGCAGCAGCAGCAACAAAGACAUCAAGCUGAGAUUAUGCUUAGGAAGUGCAAUGGAGGGAUAAGUUUAAGCUUCGAUAACUCGAGUUGUACACCAACCAUGUCAUCAACUAGGUCCUUUGUUUCAUCGCUUAGCAUAGAUGGGAGCGUGGCUAAUAAUGCAGAAGGAAGAAACUCUUUCCAUUUGGUAGGGGAACAGAGUUUAUCACACUCUAAGAGAAAAUGCCUCUUGAAAGGAGACGAACAUGGAAGCUCUAGCAGAUGCCACUGCUCUAAGAAGAGGAAACAUAGGGUUAGGAGAUCGAUCAGAGUGCCGGCUAUAAGUAACAAGGUUGCAGAUAUCCCUCCUGAUGAUUAUUCGUGGCGAAAAUAUGGUCAGAAACCCAUCAAGGGAUCUCCUUAUCCCAGGUAAUACACUUCUUCUUGAUCACUCUCUUUUUCUGGAAAGUGUGGUGUUGAGAUAUUUGUGUGUGUGCAGGGGAUAUUACAAGUGCAGUAGCAUGAGAGGUUGUCCAGCGAGGAAGCACGUAGAGAGAUGUGUGGAAGAUCCAGCAAUGCUUAUUGUUACUUAUGAAGCAGAGCAUAACCACCCGAAACUGCCAUCACAAGCCGUAACUACGUAACUUUCAUUGAUCCUGUGUGCGCUAUGAUGAUAGAUGGACCUUGAAUCUGCUCUAAUAUUGUGUGAUAAAAUGAUGGGAGCAGUGCUUUUAGUUUGGGGUGGAUUUGCUUGUGAGAGAGAGUUUAUUGCAGUUGUUUGGUAUCGUUUAAGGGGUAAACGUAGGAUUUGUCAAAACUUUUUUUGUUCUUAUUGCUAUCAAGUGUAAUGCUCUUAAUGCUUCGCAAUUUUUCUAUUAAUCUCAGCUUCCAUUUGAGGAAUAGAGUCUUAUAA